CACUAACCUGCAGCUUCAUAAAUUUGCUUGUUGUCUAUAUGACCUAAUCAAUAUAGUAUUCUAGAAAUGUAAUUUUUCUUAUCUUGUUAUUUCAUUAUAGAUCAUAUGGUCUCCAUAUAAUGGUCUAUCUGUCCCGGCCCCAUACAAUGAGCAAGUUCCUAUGGGUUGUUCUCUGACCUCCAUUUUAUGUAUGGAGAACUCGGUUUUGCAUGAUCCUACACUCAGAGCUGAUGUGGAUCGUCCUUCUGAGAGGAUCUCCUUGUACCGUGAGAAACUCCUUUGUGUUCAUAGAUUAUCUAGGACGAAGGAAAUGAAAAAUUGGUGUGAGAUACAUGCUGAAUUUUGAAGCAUUGGGAUAAGCGUAAGGAUUACUUGGUGAAUCUGAUCGAUGCAGAGGAGUACGUUUCACAACAACAGAAUUUUGAAGGGCAAGAAAAAGAUGAGAGCCCUUCUAAAGAGGCAGAGAGGCAAAUAUUACAGGCUGGCUCGCCAGAGAUCCUUGCAAAUGACACGCCAGAACCUACUAUUAACAUCACCAAACACUCCCCUGCAAUCCAUGGCUCAAGUAAGAAACCUGUCACUGAUGUUAUGCUAGAUGAUACAACGUCUUCCACACCACCACUUUCAUCUGAUGAAGAUGCCCCGCCAUUAUCAUCUUUGCGGAAGAUUAGGAAAAGGAGCGAAGCAUCAGUUGGAGGAGACUCAGGUGGUGGGGACUUCAAAAUAGAUGAGGUAGAACAGUUCUUUGCACAUCUCCCGACACAACUCGAACAAGCUCAAUCCCCAGGAAUUGAUGUUAAGUCACCUGCAUUUAAAAAGCCCCGAUACUCGGCACAAGUACUUGACAGAACCAAAGCUGAAGUUCAGAAGUUGCUUAUGAUGCCUUUGCACGAAGUGGUUCUGCCUGCUAAUUUUUCGGCUUUGAUGGCUGCCCUUCCUAUAUAUGCAGCAUUGCCUCAUCUCUCGGCUGAGAAAAUAGAUGCUCUGAAGGAACUCAAAGAGAAUCUUCAAUCCCUAUUUUUUGAUUUUCAUGCGGCGACGAAGCAGCAAGAGGAGUGUAAUAGUAAGGCUUGCUAGAAGGUAAUCCUAAUCGACGAACUCAUUAAAGGGCAGGAGCUUCACAAUGAUGUCAAACAUCGUCUCAAUAAACUUGACACAUCUAUGAACUCCAUCAGAAGUCAAAUUUCAGAGUUGAAGGUGAGUCUUGAAGAAGCAAAGAUGAAAAGGAGAGACAUUCAGGAAGAAGGAUUAAAUUUGAAAAACACAUAUUCUGCCAAGUUAGCUUCAUUGGCAGAAUUGGAAGCAGAAUUUCUUGAUGUAAAGAAAGAGUUGGCUGAUUCUCAGAUUAGCCAAGCAGAGGUUAGUUGGCAAGACUACAAACAAAAGUUGGUUGGUUUGCGACUGUGAAGUUGUCAAGACUUCUUCCAUGUGAAUUUUGAGAAAAACUGUUGUAUGUAAUGCAUGUACAUAUCUUUUGCUAUCUACUCACCUUGCUCUUGUGGAAUAGGCUUAACUUAAGUUCGUAGCAUUUCUUGAUUUUGUGCAUGUUAUCCUUGGGCAGGGGCCUAUAUCGUUUCAAUUUUAUCGGAUUUCCUUGACAGAGACCUGAACUUGAGUUUGUAAAUUUGGUA
This is a messenger RNA of Lycium ferocissimum, 1631 nucleotides long. RefSeq lists its product as uncharacterized. The transcript is spliced from 4 exons. NCBI's taxonomy places the organism in Eukaryota, Viridiplantae, Streptophyta, Magnoliopsida, Solanales, Solanaceae. Bases 589 to 1077 code for a protein of 162 amino acids. The record is from RefSeq and is a predicted model, not a curated record.